AAACUUGGCUGAACAAAUCAGUCAAAAACGCCGAAGUCGAAAUUGAAGGUUAUAAAAUAUUUAGACCGGACCGAAAGGACAAACGCGGCGGGGGACUGUGCGCGUACAUUCGUAGCCCGUUAAAGGCACAAAUAUUGAAAGACUUGUCCGGUACAUCAACAACCUGGUUUCAGCAACUUUGGUUACAAGUUCAAUAUAAAAAGAUUAGAUCAUUCGCAAUCUGUGCUGUUUAUAGACCUCCUGAUUGUCAUGUUUCCUGUUUUGAGGAUUUUUUAAAGCCUUCUUCGACCUACGCUUUAUCGCUCAACAAGCCUGUAAUAAUUCUAGGCGAUUUAAAUUGCAAUCUUUUACAACAAAAUCCUGACGGUUUGUCAUUGCUGAAUUUUGCUUCUGAAUUGAACCUCAAACAAUUGAUUACUUCACCCACUAGGAUCACUGAAUCUAGUGAAUCAUUAAUAGACGUUGUAAUGUCCUCGACUACGGAUCUUGUACAGGAAAGUGGAGUUAUUGAAAGUAAAGUAAAGAUUCGGAACAGAUUGCAAAUUAAUUCAACCAAUUUUUUAUCGCUGUUGGAGAAAAAACUGCAAACGCUGCAGCUCAAGUAG
Paramuricea clavata is the source of this 605-nucleotide messenger RNA. The record is from the annotation of a GenBank genome assembly. Lineage: Eukaryota; Metazoa; Cnidaria; Anthozoa; Malacalcyonacea; Plexauridae.